CCUGAUUCCUCCACACGACCGGCUGCCUAUAUAUACUGAGUCCUGACAGCACACACAGCAUUCAGCAGCUGAUAGACUGAACAGAAGGUGCACCAGGUGCUGCGUCAGACAUGAAGGUCCUCGUGGUUCUCGUCCUCGCUGUUUUCACUGCUGGCUGCAAUGCCAACGUCACAUGGCACGACCAGCCCAAACAGAAGGCUGAAAUGGUGAAAGAUGCUUUCUGGGACUACGUUGCAAAGGUAACCGCGACCGCUGAGGAGUCCCUGAAGAAGAUCAGAGAGUCCGAAAUGGGACAGGAAAUGAACACCUUCAUUACAACAAGCACUGAUGCCAUCAACACGGUCACCAACACCCUGCGCACUCAGGUGGCUCCUCUGGCCCAGGACUUCAUGUCUAAGUUCUCCCAGGAGGCAGAAAAGCUGAAGACCCAAAUGGAGACGGAUCUGGAAGCCGUGAGGGCCCGACUGCAGCCCUACACCGAGGAGCUGCUGGCCAAGGUGGAGGAGCUGAAGAAAGACACGGCCUCCUACGCUGAGGACCCAGAGGCCCUGAAGGCUGCCCUGCAGCAGAAGAGCCAGGAGCUGAAGAUGCAGUUGGAGCAGAAAAUGAACCGUCUGCAGGCUCAGAUGGUGCCCUACACAGAGGAGAUAAAGGAGAAGAUGCAGGAGAGCCUGGAGGAGUUUAAGAGGAGCUUUGAGGCCCAGAUGACCCAGAUAAGCCAGAAAAUCAACGGUCUGAUCCACGGGCGUGCUUAAAACUGACCCUGUAAAUGGACUAGAAUAAAAACUAGGUGUCAGAUAUUUUCUUCUGCCUUGUCAUCAGUGAUUGCUGCUAAAUCAAGGUGGAUUUUAAUGUCUACAUAGAAAACACAAUACCUCAUGUUACAGAUUUUACAUCUGUGAAAGAGCCUCUCGGGGCUCUUGGCUUACAUGUUACAUUUUACCUCUAAAAGUGUUAUCUGACAAACAACAAUAAACACAUUCAAGGAA
This is a messenger RNA of Haplochromis burtoni (Burton's mouthbrooder), 989 nucleotides long. Its product is annotated as apolipoprotein A-IV. The record is from RefSeq and is a predicted model, not a curated record. The transcript has 4 exons. Bases 111 to 755 code for a protein of 214 amino acids. Gene Ontology annotation, biological process: positive regulation of lipid biosynthetic process; phospholipid efflux; cholesterol homeostasis. Lineage: Eukaryota; Metazoa; Chordata; Actinopteri; Cichliformes; Cichlidae. Gene Ontology annotation, cellular component: extracellular region; chylomicron; high-density lipoprotein particle. Gene Ontology annotation, molecular function: phospholipid binding; phosphatidylcholine-sterol O-acyltransferase activator activity; cholesterol binding.